AUGUGGUCGCUGAAGCCCGGAUCGGACGCUGAGGCCUCAUGGAUUCAAUUAGAGAAGACAAUAGAUUCUUUCAUCGCAGUUACUCCAGUCGACGAAUAUCACUUUACCCCCAAAAUCGUUGCUGAGGCAUACGAAAUGGGACGAGAAAAGAACAAAACACAACCAACAGUACUCAUCAGCUGCUCCUCUCAACCUUACGGGAAUGAAAUGGCAAAGACGCUGCAGAGAAGCGGAGUGCUGGAGACUCACUCAACUACCUUCCGGGUGCUGGUUCGUCCUUGA
This is a messenger RNA of Colletotrichum costaricense, 282 nucleotides long. RefSeq lists its product as uncharacterized. The coding region runs from base 1 to 282 and encodes 93 amino acids. Lineage: Eukaryota; Fungi; Ascomycota; Sordariomycetes; Glomerellales; Glomerellaceae. The transcript has a single exon. The record is from RefSeq and is a predicted model, not a curated record.